AUGACCAACCAAACCACCGUGAUGGAGUUUCUUCUCUUGGGAUUCUCGGAUAGUCGAGAGCUACAGAUUUUACACUUCAUGAUAUUUCUAUUAAUUUACCUGGCAACCCUAAUAGGAAAUAUGCUUAUCAUUGUGGCCUUACUUGUGGAUCCUAACCUUCAUACCCCCAUGCAUUUUUUUCUUGGAAACUUAUCAUUCAUAGACCUCUGCUACAUCUCUGUCACCACUCCCAAGUCUAUGGUUAAUGCCAUAACAAACAUCAGAUCUAUUUCUUUCUAUGGGUGCAUCACUCAGCUCUUCUUGGUUAUCUGCUUCAUGUCAGCAGAGCUGGCCUUCCUCACAGUGAUGGCAUAUGACCGCUACAUUGCAAUCUGCCAGCCUUUGAGAUACAGAUUGAUCAUGAGCAAUAGUACCUGUCUCCAGCUGACCGUUGUUUGCUGGAUUGGCAGUGUGAUCUAUUCAGCUUUUCUCACUGGUGAUACUUUUAGGUUGCACUUUUGUGGGUCCAACAUUAUCAGCCAUUUCUUCUGUGACAUUCCACAAUUACUGAAACUUUCUUGCACUGAUACGCAUGCUAAUGAAAUCAUGCUUUUUGUCUGUUGUUCAGUCUUUGGGUCCAUAUUCAUCGCUUCAAUAUUUGUGUCUUACAUUCACAUCUUUAUCACUGUGCUGAAAAUGCCCUCGGUACGAGGCAAGUAUAAAACUUUAUCCACUUGCCUGCCUCAUUUGACUGUUUUCUCUUUAUUUAUGAGCACUACCAUGCUUACAUACAUGAGACCAAGUCUGGUGCACUCAGACUACCAUUCCCUCAUUGAUGCUGUGCUGUAUUCUGUGGUUCCUCCUCUCAUCAAUCCAAUCAUCUACAGCCUAAGAAACAAGGAAAUAAAAAAUGUGGAUGCUUUCUCCUACAGGGGCAUGUCCCUGAUGCAUAUGCCAACAGCACAGCACCAGGAGCUAUUUGCAACCAUGAAAGGAAACCCCUGCCUCUUCAUUCUCCUGCUGCUGGAGGAGAUGUUCCUGCGAGAAAACUCUGCCAAAUGGAAGGACAACGUGAGCUAUAGCAGAACCCUGGAGAGUUGCGUUUUCAAAGUGAUCAUACAGGUGACUGAGCAUCUCCAGAGGACCCAGUGA
This is a messenger RNA of Alligator sinensis (Chinese alligator), 1131 nucleotides long. Its product is annotated as olfactory receptor 14C36-like. NCBI's taxonomy places the organism in Eukaryota, Metazoa, Chordata, Crocodylia, Alligatoridae. Bases 1 to 1131 code for a protein of 376 amino acids. Gene Ontology annotation, biological process: G protein-coupled receptor signaling pathway. Gene Ontology annotation, cellular component: membrane. The record is from RefSeq and is a predicted model, not a curated record. The transcript is spliced from 2 exons. Gene Ontology annotation, molecular function: olfactory receptor activity; G protein-coupled receptor activity.